AUGAGACCGCGUGAUGCAGAAGACGAUUGGCAUGAGUUUCUCCUGGACAUAGGCAGUGGACAGACUAAUAAUGAUGAAGGACGAGUGGAGUUACAAAACAAUAUCUUAAGUGAGGGAAACAUAGUUACAGAUGAUCCAAACGAAAUGAAAGGAUUUUAUGAAAGAGCAAUACUUGCUCCUAAGAACAUCAAUGUGAACAAACUUAAUAAUGAAGCGAUGCAACGUUUACGCAUAAUAGAACAAAAACAGAAGAGUCCUGCACGGAUUGAUUCAAAGAUCUAG
Molecule: messenger RNA, 282 nt
Organism: Strongylus vulgaris
Lineage: Eukaryota; Metazoa; Nematoda; Chromadorea; Rhabditida; Strongylidae
Source: the annotation of a GenBank genome assembly